AUGGUACUGGGGAAUUAUACCACAGUGACUGGCUUCAUCCUCCAGGGAAUAACAGAAAAUCCAAAGGUGCAAAUCAUCCUCUGCAUGUCAUUCUCCUUCAUCUAUUUCUGCACCCUGGUGGGGAAUCUAGGGAUGAUCGUGUUAAUCCGUGUUGAUCCCCGACUCCACACCUCCAUGUAUUUUUUCCUCAGCAGCUUGUCUUUCUUAGACAUUGGCUACUCCUCUGUGAUUGCCCCAAAGACGCUGGUAAUCUUUUCCGCAGAGACUAAAGACAUUUCUUUUGCAGGGUGUGUAGUUCAGUUUUUCUUCCUCUCUCUCUGUGCCAACACCGAGCUUUGUCUCCUGGCUGUGAUGGCCUACGAUCGCUUUGUAGCCAUCUGCAACCCAUUGCUUUAUCAUGUUGUUAUGUCCAGGAGAGUCUGCAUCCAGUUGGUGCUGGGCUCUUAUCUCUAUGCCUUUGCCAAUGCGAUCGCCCACACUAGUUCUUUGUUUUGUCUGUCCUUCUGCCACUCCCAUGUCCUCGAUCAUUUCUUCUGUGACAUCCCCCCUCUCCAAAAGAUCUCAUGCUCCAACACUCGCAUCGAUGAGCUGGUGCAUUUCACCUUUGCAGCUAUAGCAACCAUUGUCACCAUUGUGAUCAUCCUUGUCUCCUACACAUAUAUCAUCUUUGCCAUCCUGAGGAUCCGCUCUGCUGAGGGCAGGCGCAAAGCCUUCAACACCUGCGCUUCCCACCUGAUGGUCGUUGCUAUGCUGUAUGGGACUCUCUUCUUUAUGUAUCUGCGCCCCAUCUCCAGCGACUCAGCAGAUCAGGAUAAAGUGGUGGCUGUGUUCUAUACUCUGGUGAUCCCCAUGCUGAACCCCCUGAUCUACAGCCUGAGGAACAAGGAGGUGAAGGAUGCCUUGAGGAGAACAAUAUAUCAGAAAAUUAUUCCUCGCUAUAAGUAA
Molecule: messenger RNA, 945 nt
Organism: Gopherus flavomarginatus (Mexican gopher tortoise)
Lineage: Eukaryota; Metazoa; Chordata; Testudines; Testudinidae
Product: olfactory receptor 1009-like
Exons: 1
Coding region: 1-945 (314 amino acids)
Biological process (GO): sensory perception of smell; G protein-coupled receptor signaling pathway
Cellular component (GO): membrane
Molecular function (GO): olfactory receptor activity; G protein-coupled receptor activity; odorant binding
Source: RefSeq, a predicted model, not a curated record